AUGUCUGCGAGCUCUACUCCUGGUCCUAGCAAUCAAGACCCUACUAUGCUCAAUUUGGAAGUCUUGCUGAACUUGUUACAACAGCAGAUGGUUCAGCAUCAGGAUUUGAUGACUGCAAUCCAGGCCCAGCAACAAGAUCAACAGACUUUGAUGAACAUGGUUCAGAUGCAACUUCAGAAUGCAAUGCCUGCUCCAGCUCCUGCCCCUGCGGUGGUGACAACUUCUCAUCCUACCGUCAAGUUCCCCAAUCCUAUGGCUUUUACUGGCAAACCUUCUGGUGUUUGCUCCUACAUCGCUGAAAUUGAGUCCUGCUUCACACUUUAUCUGAACCAGUUCAAUACCAAUUAUGCUAAAACUAUGUAUUUUGGCACUUGGCUCAAGAAUGAGACUGUGAUGAAAUGGUUUAUGGGAGUUACUUGCACUGAUGCUACGUUGUUGAGUGAUUUUACGCAUCUCAAAGAGGCUAUUGAGAAGCACUUUGGAGAUGUGGAUUACGUCGAGACCACUCAUUGCAAACUUUGA
Molecule: messenger RNA, 522 nt
Organism: Cantharellus anzutake
Lineage: Eukaryota; Fungi; Basidiomycota; Agaricomycetes; Cantharellales; Hydnaceae
Exons: 1
Coding region: 1-522 (173 amino acids)
Source: RefSeq, a predicted model, not a curated record